This is a messenger RNA of Arachis ipaensis, 751 nucleotides long. The record is from RefSeq and is a predicted model, not a curated record. Lineage: Eukaryota; Viridiplantae; Streptophyta; Magnoliopsida; Fabales; Fabaceae.
ACCUCACAAAUUCUUCAUCAUCAGUAGUCUCAUUUGUACAAUGGAAUCUGCAAUGAUAAGAAUUCAUGGUUCUCCAUUAUUGCGCCUGUCCAAUAAUGGUGCCAAAGGUUCUACAUAUGCAAGAUCAAGCAUAUUAUUUUUCCAUAAUAAUAAGAAUAACAUACUCAAUAACCAUAACCAAACCUCUGUUUGUGCCUCUGAAUUUGCAAGACUCCUCCACCCUGUUUUCACAACAAGAUCAUCAUGGUUUUGCCAUCCGAAUUGCGUGCCGGAAAGAUCAUCGAACGGCUCGCCGGAGCCUCCGAGUAAGAGCGGCAACAAGGGAAGAGUGGUAAUGAGAGGAAUGAGUGGGGUAUGUGUUGUUCUGGCUUGUGUUCUUGGAUUGUUGAAUUUGAAGAGCAAUAUGAAUCCCAUGUUCAAAGAAGCUUAUGCUGCUAGCGGAGUUCCACCGGGACCAGGAAAGAUGGCAGUUGCGGCAUUGUUUGAAACAACCAUCAAUGCAAAAAGAACAACAAAAAAACCAGCACUGUAUCGUGGACUAGUCGAUGUUAAACAGCACAAGUGGUAUGCUAUUAGUCAAAGCAUAGAUGGGAAUAAAAAUGCAGAGGAAAUACUAGAAAAACUUAAUAUUAAAGGUGAUGUUCAAGAAUUUGAUGUGCAAAUGGCGAGGGUUGAACUUCUCAUAUUACAGGUACAUCUAUUAAAAGUUGGUAUAAAAGACACUAUUAUUUUUUAAAAAAAAAAUUGUCCU